Molecule: messenger RNA, 1465 nt
Organism: Frieseomelitta varia
Lineage: Eukaryota; Metazoa; Arthropoda; Insecta; Hymenoptera; Apidae
Product: nuclear receptor-binding factor 2-like
Exons: 3
Coding region: 133-882 (249 amino acids)
Biological process (GO): autophagy
Source: RefSeq, a predicted model, not a curated record
UCAUCUGUGGUGGUGGUGGCAGUGGUGGAUGAUCUUUAUGCUCAAUUGAUAAGUAUGUCGUUAUCUGCCGUAACCGAAAAUAACUAUCAUGUUGCCCUUCUGUUUUUGUUGUAUUCGAUGAGUUAAUCAACCAUGGAGACUUCAGUACUAAACGCGGCGCACGAAAGACAAAGAAGAGCAGAGGCAUUGUUAGAAGAGGGCCGUUUUGAAGAGGCAGCCAAGUGUCAUGAAAUAGUAGCCUGUCUUUUAUCAGAAGCACAUGCACAACUUGAAUCUAAAUAUGUUCAUCUGAAGACACCUGGUUUAUCUAGUCAGACUCCACCAGUUGUUAUUUCUUCCAUUCAUUCACUCAUUACUUUAGAAUCUCUAGCCCUUCAACGGGAUUAUCAUAAAAGACAAGCUGCUGUAGUUAGAAUGAAACAAGCGGAAUAUGAAGAAUAUAAAGCUACAUUGGAAAAUCAACAGAGAGAAAUCCUUAGUAAACAAACACCGAAACUGGUUGAAAAGGAUGCAUCUGAGCUUAUAAGUGAUAAGUUUGAUGUAUCCUUACGGCAAGCCAUAUAUAAAACAAUUGAAGAGCAAGAUAGUCUUCUAACUCUGAUCUCAAUGCCUAACAACGAAGACAAAGCUUUUAAACAUCCAAAGGAUGCAGUCACUGUUAUAGAGGAACUGAAAACUGUUAAUUGUCAGUUGCGUUGCUUAGUUGGAAGCUUGCUAAGCCAGUUAGAGGCAAAGGAAGAGGAAGUGAGACAAUUAACCGAACAGCUCCAUGCUGUUAAUCUUAAUGAUGACUCUAGAUUAGAUACACAUUCCUUAAGACUUGCGCCUCUACCACCAUUAACUCCUCUUGAGAUGCCUCUUUUUGAUUUCACGUCAACAUAAGAUGUUGUGAUUCUAUUAAGAUUAUUAAAAUCUUUUGCUAAAUAGGAUAAAAAUAAUAUGAUAUAUAGAAUUAAAUCAGAUCUGUAAUAGUACAAAAACCAACUUGACAAAUUACUGCAGUAUUCAGUUUCUUACCGCAGGAUAAAGUUCAAGUAUACGACAAUUAAUGUUUUAUAACACAAGGAGAAUUGUAGCAUACCUAAAUUUAAAAUAUGUUGGUACUUAUUCUCGUUCGUUUGAUGUUCUUGCAUUUGAGGGAUCAAAAUACAUAUCAGCUAUAGAAAUGAUUUAGCAAAAACGUAUAUUUCAUUCACGAAUGGAAUUUACAAGACCAUGCGCCUAUGCGAACAAUAAAGCAGUUAAUUUAUCGGUUAAAGUACUGCCAGUUGAAUGUUCGUAGGCAGAGAUAACUAAUACAGUAAUGAAUAUUCUUCCGUGGAAUUGUACAAAAUUGUUGUAAAUGUGUACCUAAUCAUUGUUAAUAUACAAUACCAUUGCAAAUGCACAGUUUUAAAAAUUGCUGUCAAAACUAGAAAACUUUGUUAUUCUUUAUAUAAUGUUGCGCAAUAAACAUCUGCAGAAC